AUGCGUAAAGCAUUUCUCAGCGUCAAAAAAAAAAAGGAUCAACUCCCUUACCGAUUUCGUCGCACAUAUAACUGGCUAGACUAUCUCGUCACUGGAGACGAAAGAGGUGCAACUGCUCCAAGCUCGGUUCGGAGAGCAACGCGUGCGACAUCCGCACAGGACAGUGUCGUUGCAAACCGCACGUCACCGGCCGAGCGUGUGACACUUGUGAGGAAGGUUACUGGGGCUUACAACAGGGCGGUUGCAGACGGUGCGAGUGCGGCGCGGGCGCAGCUGCGUGCGACCCCCACACUGGUCUGUGCGCUUGCUCGAUUGGCGUGGGUGGCACACAGUGUGACACAUGCCUUCCAGGAUACUACGGAUUCGGACCUGCUGGCUGCUUGCCAUGUCCGAAGUGCACUGAUGGCAAGAUAUGUUCCGCGGAGAGCGGACGGUGUGUGUGCCCACCGCGGUCGCGGGGCCCAGGUUGCAAGUACUGCGCCCCGGGCUACCACUCCGGCCCUGCUGGAUGCAGUCCAUGUAGGUGUGGAGCCGGCGCUAUGUCCAGUGAACCAAUGCGAUCCACAAACGGGCCAAUGCAAGUGCAAGGCGGGUUGGGUGGGCGCCGAAUGUGACCGGUGCGCCCCGGGCCACUUCGGACCACGAUGCCGGCCCUGUCUAUGUGAUGAAGCGGGCACUAGGGACUGUCAGGAUGGCGUGUGUUCGUGUGACGAUGAGGGCAGGUGUCCUUGUAAGGAGAAUGUGGUAGGCGAUAAAUGUGACGAGUGUCUAGACGGUACAUUCGGUCUGUCCGCGGACAACCCGUCAGGUUGUACGGCGUGCUUCUGCUUCGGUCGCGCGGCGCACUGCACGCAGGCCGCCGUCACGCGCGCCGCGCUGCACGCCGCCAGCGCGCACCACGUCACCGUCGUACCAGCGCCGAGGAACAUGUCGGUAGACGAAAACUCGCCAAUAGCUAUUCCGAUCGAAAGGGCUGACUCCACAAUAGCCGUGCCGUAUCCCCCGCUCCCUGUAUACGUAGACCUUGACAAGCGUUUCCUGGGGGACCGGGUGACGUCAUACGGGGGAGCGCUUCGGUUCACGGUAGAGGAAGAAGGGGGCGAGGAAUUGACCCCGCAGAGAUUGGCAGCUUUCCCGCUAGUGAGACUCGAAGGAAACGGGAUUGAACUCAAUCAUUAUCAGCUACAGCCAGCCAAGAAUGGGACGUACGCGGUCCGCUUUCACGAGUCGUUGUGGAUGUUGCGCGGGCCCGGGCUGGUGGGCAGUCGGCCCUCGCUGGUGGCGACUCGGCCCGUGUUGAUGGCGGCGCUUCAGCGCGUGGACCGACUACUGCUGAGGGUCACUUCGCGCGCGCCAACCGCACGCGACCACGUACACGCGCUGUCAGUACUGAAGCUAGGUUCACACGAUAUUUAUAUAGGUCGAGACACGGUUCAUGAGUAG
This is a messenger RNA of Diatraea saccharalis (sugarcane borer), 1443 nucleotides long. The record is from the annotation of a GenBank genome assembly. NCBI's taxonomy places the organism in Eukaryota, Metazoa, Arthropoda, Insecta, Lepidoptera, Crambidae.